CCAAAAUAUAACACAUUUUACGAACGGGUAACAGGUUUCAAUAUAUUACAGUAUUAUUUACAUUUUUUAAUCUAAUGUAUAAGGCUAGAUUAAAAUGUGAAGCAACUUCAGUGGAUUUUAUUUUCAAAUACAUCAGCGUAAAUAUUUCAUGAUUUUAAACUGUAAUACUAAUUAUGGUAAUGAUGAUGCCUUGACUGUUACUAAGGAAUUUGCAUUACCAUGGCGACAAAGACAACAACAUUUUCUGAUCAAAAUAACAAACGACUUCAAAGAACUCGCUCUAUGGGUUACUUUUAUACACAGCCGAAAGUGGAGCGAAAAGAAUCUGAGUUUGACGUUUGGAAGUUGAUCAAACGAAAUAAUGCUGAGAGUCCAUACUGUCUGGCACUACAUUAUCGCAGUAGCAUAUAUCCCGCCGCAUCACGGCGAUCACACUCCACAACACCGGGAGCAACAAUCCAUCGAAGGCGGAAGCAUACAGAUUCGGCGAUGACAUUAGACAGUGAUGGGCGAAGUUCUCAAAUGAGCUAUUUGAAUGAUUUACAUGAGAAUGAAAACUUUUUCAAAGAAAACUAUGACUUUGAUGGUGAAGAGCCCGAGGAACCGCCAAGAUAUCCUCAUCUCGUACAUACACCUGGAACCUAUACACAGGAACUGUAUCUGAAAGCUUGUAAACGAUUUCAAAUUCCUCAUUCGUCAUUCUUCUACAAACAUUUGCUAAACGAUACAAUAGUUCUGAAGAGGCAACGUCUUGGCCCAAUCGGUAUGAAGGCCUGUGCGAUUGCUUUAGUGGAGACAUUAAAUGUGCACACUUUAGAUGUUACAGACAAUAACCUGGGACCUGACGGGGCAAGAUAUGUGGCUGAACUUAUAUCAGAAAACAACUUUCUUAAACAUCUAAAUGUUUCAAGUAACGCAUUAGGAGAAGAAGGUGUACGUAUUCUCGCUGAUGCCAUAAAGAAAACCGAUUCACUAGAAUCCUUGGAUAUAUCAGACAAUGGUCUUGGAGACAUGCAAGCAGAGGCUGUUCGUCCGAUUAUAGAGGACACUAAUAAUUUAAAGAUCUUGAUCUUGUCACACAACGAGUUAAGAGACGAAGGUGGCAAACUAAUUGGAGAUGCAUUAUUGUGGAGUGAUACAAUACAGCAUCUCGACCUCAGUUGGAACAAAUUACAUCGUAGAGGAGCAAUCAAAGUUGCAGAGGCUCUUGUUAAAAAUACAAGCAUAACCUCAUUGGAUCUGUCUUGGAACGGACUCCAUAUGGAAGGAGUCACGGCACUAGGCAAAGCUUUAGAGAAGAAUAACACUUUAACAGAACUGAAUAUCAGUGAUAAUAGGAUUGAUAAAGCAUGUCUAGACAAACUUUGUACCAGUCUGAGGAAAAAUACGACACUUAAAACACUACACAUAAAGAAGAAUCCUUUAACACACGAAGAUGCAAUAGUUGUUUUGAGGUUUCUGCAAGAUAAUCCAAACAGUGGUAUAACAUGUUUAGAUUUAAGUGAGAUAUGUGUUGACGAGAACUUUUUGGCAGUCCUUGAUGAAUUAAGGAGUACCCGGGAACUGACAGUUCAUCAUGGUAAACUACGAGGACAUGAUAUGUCGAUUCAAGACAAUGAUGAAGGCUUGCUUCUGAAGGAAGAUUCUUGGCACGUCCUAGAAGAACUUAGUUACGUCCUUGGUGUGAACAUUGUGAAAUUACUUAUAGGUAUAUCCGAUGAACUUCGUUGUGGUUUAACGCCCGAUGAUAUGGUGAAUUCACUAAAGAUAUUGAAGAAUCCACUGAGUGACAAAUGUUCAGAAAUACUCGUAAAACGGCUGAACAUAGACGCAAAAGGAUUUGUAGAUUUCAGCUCAAAGCGUGCUCCGAAUAAAAGAAAACCCUCGGCAAACCUACGAAGGCGACUUUCGGUCAUAGAAACCUUACAAGAGAUAGGCAGUAUGAUAGAAGAGGAUAACAAUGAAAAUAAUUCAGAGGAAGAUGAGCCUAAAGAAAAGGUUCCAGUCAAUGCAUCGGAAAGGAUUCGACGAUAUUUGUUUCGUGUAAUGACAAGAAGGAUGAGUGGUAGUUCUGUGUAUAGAAGAGAUGUGGAGAUAAUGAGUCAGGAUGGUGAAACGAUGUUAAAAUAUCAGAUAAUUGAUAUGCUGCGUCAAUCAAAAUUGUCCAAAAGUCAAAAAACCGAAAGCAUAGGACCUGAUAACUUAUAAUGAAUAUAAUGACUAAUUAUUUAUUCUUUGACAAAUUAUUCUACGUUUAUAUUAUAACGCACCGACAUAUACUGUGACACAUCUUGUAUUAUUCAUUCGUGUAUUUACAUUGUAAAUUUACUUCUAAAUAUUUGAUAAGGACCACUGUUUUCUCCGAUGACAGACUCGCCAAUAAGUUUUGCAGAAAAAAUCAAGUUGCAACCAAAUAAAGUUUAUAGUGUUUGUGUUAUUGUCAUGCACGGGUUCACUUCUGGCGACAUAUAAAGAACGAGGACUUCCUGAACUUCCAACAUCAACAGUAUUACAGCAUGUUUACUGAGUUCACAUGUGCUAUCUGUGCUCUUGAUUACUAUUUAUAA
Molecule: messenger RNA, 2567 nt
Organism: Ruditapes philippinarum (Manila clam)
Lineage: Eukaryota; Metazoa; Mollusca; Bivalvia; Venerida; Veneridae
Exons: 14
Coding region: 220-2208 (662 amino acids)
Molecular function (GO): protein binding
Source: RefSeq, a predicted model, not a curated record